Molecule: messenger RNA, 429 nt
Organism: Limulus polyphemus (Atlantic horseshoe crab)
Lineage: Eukaryota; Metazoa; Arthropoda; Merostomata; Xiphosura; Limulidae
Product: cell-surface associated glycoprotein DFI1-like
Exons: 1
Coding region: 1-429 (142 amino acids)
Source: RefSeq, a predicted model, not a curated record
AUGGAGUUCGUCUCCCUCCCAGGCACUUUAAAAAUCCAGAUGGAAAGACAAGAAAUACCCUCUACAAGUACUGCUUCCGGUAAAUCCAGCUCUACUUCUCCGGCUACUGAAACAUCAACAACAAUAAAACCCUUCUCCUCAAGUUCCACAAGCUCUUCGAGCAUUUCUACAAAGGAGGUUGUUAUGACCACAGUGGUUCCCAAGAAAACUACAACUCUUGAAACUACAGUAUUGAUUACAUCAACUGAGAACCGAGAAACCACUACAGAACAAAGAGAGAAGAACAAUAAACAAAAGAAGCUGCAUUCUCCAGGAACAAUGGGAGGGGUUGCUAUAGCAAUGCUGUUAAUUGGCAUUGGGCUGGGUGCAGGAGGAACCCUCACUAAGUUCAUAUUUUCUAGCAGAGGCAGCAGAGAUUCAUAUAGCUGA